CAAGCGUUGUUUAUACGAGUCGUCGGAUAUAAAUACCAAAGAGAACCUUAAAAAGUCAACAGUAAAGAAGUGGAACCAGUAUUGUGAGCUGCGUAUUGUCACCUUGAUACCUCUGAAAAGGACAUUCUAACGGCUGUUUCUAUUCGGUGCAUCAUGGAGUCGCCUGAAUCUUACCUUGCUAACAGCAAUAUGCAACGUCGAGACACCAUCGAAAUUAUAGUCGAAUUCAGUUGUGAACUGUCAAACAUGCGGGGAAAAUGUAUUGACAUCGGAUGCGGUCCAGGGCAAAUCACAAAAGACAUAUUAUUGCCUUUUUUGUCAGAAGAGACAGAGAUGAUAGGUGCGGACAUAUCACAAGAAAUGAUCAAUUAUGCUCGUCAAAAUUACGCAGACAAGCGUUUAUCCUACGUUAUUAUGGAUAUUGAAUCGGACCUACCAAGUGAUGAAAUUGAACACUAUGAUAACACAGUAAGCUUUUACUGCUUGCAUUGGUGUAAAGACAUAAGGUACGCCUUCGAAAAUAUUUACAAGCUUUUACGACCACAAGGAACAGCGCUAAUCAUGUUCUUGUCGCAUCACAUCGGAUUUGAAGCGUACUUACGAUUAAAAGAAGAUCCGCGAUUUCAGCCUUAUCUCCAGGAUGUACGUCGUUAUUUGCCUUACUUUCAAAGAAAGCGUUACAAAGAUAUAGAAGCGAAUGCACAAAAAAUGUUGGAAAAUACUGGUUUCAAAAUUCUACAUUGCAGCAACAGGAAAAAGAGCUUUCACUUUACUAAAACGAGUCUCACAGAUUCCGCAUGCGCCGUAAAUCCUUUUAUGAAGAGGUUUCCCGAUGAAAAUUUAAAAAAAGAAUUUUUGGAAGAAUUUAUAAAGGAAAUAAUUUCUUUGAAUCAGAACGUUCCACUUAAAAAAUCCAAAGAGGACCAAAAGGAAUAUGUUACACUGCCAUAUUACCUAUUAGUAGCACACGUGCAAAAACCGUAAUCGACUGCUUGAAGAGUAAAAUAUUAU
Molecule: messenger RNA, 1011 nt
Organism: Camponotus floridanus (Florida carpenter ant)
Lineage: Eukaryota; Metazoa; Arthropoda; Insecta; Hymenoptera; Formicidae
Gene: jhamt
Product: juvenile hormone acid O-methyltransferase
Exons: 6
Coding region: 154-984 (276 amino acids)
Molecular function (GO): S-adenosylmethionine-dependent methyltransferase activity
Source: RefSeq, a predicted model, not a curated record